Pecten maximus is the source of this 6740-nucleotide messenger RNA. RefSeq lists its product as uncharacterized. Lineage: Eukaryota; Metazoa; Mollusca; Bivalvia; Pectinida; Pectinidae. The record is from RefSeq and is a predicted model, not a curated record.
UAUCAUGGCGGCGUUUGAGUUAUGUUGAGUGUGAAGUGAAUAAUUUUAAAAUGGAGUUGAACAACUCCUUCUUCAGUGACGAUGAAAUAGACCAGUGUGAAAAAGUCGGGCAAGCAAACGCCUCUAAGAAAUGGCUGAGCUCUACAUUUGCAUCAUUAGCCCAGCUGGAGCAGAUCAAACCAAACGUGUACAAUGUAGGUUUGGUUGAUCCCAGAGAGCUCAAGGGAAGUAACCUCACCAGUACCAAUAAACGGAGUCAGAGUGUCACCGACCUAACCAGUAAUCCUCCUCUGUCAACGUUGUCUAACCAGAAAACUGCCUGGGGAAGUAAUGGAUCAAUUCCUGACCUUGUUAAACAGGCCAGUCAGAUUGAUGGACGUCCACAUCGGCCGGAGAGUGCCAAGACAUCCUCUAGGAGAUACCGUCCACCCAGUGGGAAAAAGCCACGUCCAGAGAGUGCCAAAGAGGGAUCCCUCCCUCCUCGACCUCCGAAAAUAUCUGUGAAGGGAGCCAAGGUGGACACUGUGGGUCGCCCAGCUAAACAGACCCCUUACCAGUCAGUAACCACAGGCUGGGCUGGCCCUCCAGCAGGGAUGAAGUACCCAAACCCAGAACAAGGCCUGGGCCAUGUCCCACAUUCAGUACCCUGUACUCCCCCUCCUCCACCCCAGGGGACCCCUGUUCCUCGUCUUGAUAUUGAUGUUGAAAUACCAAACCAAAAUGAUGAGGACAGUGAUGAAGAUGAUAUGGUGAAGCUGAAAUACACGAAGACAAAAACUGAGGCCCCACAUCCAGUUCAGCUUCUACGACGUCCCACCUCCGAGUCUCUCCACCUCAAUCUGGACAUACCCACCAUGGAUGAGGAGGAGGAGGAAGAUGAAGACAGUGACCUUGACACUGAGAGAUUAUUGGCAAAGGCAGAGAAGUAUUCUACAAAUAAACAGCCAGACGAUGAUGAGUUUAUCCAUCAAGUUACAGAAGCCAAUGAAUCAGGCAACUUUGAAGAAAACCAUGAUCGAAUUGGUGACCCAUCCAUGCUAGAGGAAGAUGAGGACUCCUUUUCAUUCCACAGUAGAAUAGAGUCCUCUUCAGACAGUGAUGGGGCGUGGACUGAUGAGGAAGUUCCAGUUAAACCAGUGGAAAAGUUGGCUGUCAAAUUCAGUGAGGAGAGAAAUGUGACCAUAGAUAUCACACCCAGAAAUACUGGACAUAAAGUAGGAAGCUUGUCUCCCAGAGGUCACCGUAAACAGGAACGUCAGAGGUCUGGGGGUAAAGGUGUAGUGAGUGAGGAUGACGAACAAAAACUUAAAGCUGCAUUGUCAGUGAAAAGUGCUGGAAAUCAACCUGUCAUAGAAUUGGACCAUUAUUCUGAAGGAAAUGCACAAAAUUAUGUGCCUCAUGUUACAGUGGUUAAGAAAAAUCAAAGGCCGUCAUCAGCAGUGAUCAAAAAUACAGAACAAGACCAACCAAAGAUGAGACAGCGUCCCAGCUCAGCUACAGUGAGACCAAGUAGUAAACCUGUUGGGAGGUCACUCCAGAAACCAAUCACACAAAUUAUUGUCGAUUAUGGAGAAGAGGAAAGGAAAAGGAAAAGGCUAAGGAAAAAGCUACAAGAAAAAGAUGUUGUCACUAUGGUUGAACAGGUUUCAGUGUCAGAAGAUGAUAGCAGUGAAGAAUCUGAUGAGGAUGUUGAAAUUACUCCAGAGUUACUCCGUCCAGGGUCUCCAACAAAAUGUACUUCAGAGCCAACCAAAAACUAUUACGAAAUAUCCAGACAGUCAGCCCUUGGUCGAUCAAGUGUAGUUGACAAAAUGUUUGAAAAGUUGAAAGAAAGUGCCUCUGGACUGUCUACAACAAUGGUGGCCGAUUCAGGAGAAAAUGACUCUAUGGAAAGUGCUGCUGUGAAAAGUGUGUUAGAUUCCCAGCUCCUACGUAUUAAUGAGAAACAGAUGGUGGCUCAUCAGGUAGAUACUAACAGGGAGAAGGCCAAGGCCAUCCGGCCUCCUAGUGCUAAGGUGCAGCAUAAACCUCCUGUUGCCAGGACAACACAGUCAGAUGACCAUGAACGACCAGGGUCAAGGCUAGGAUUUGUAGCCAUGGCACCAGACAAGGAUUCAGAUCCAACUAGUACCAGGAAGGUUACCAGACGACCCCUCUCGGCACAAUCUAACACUCCAUCUGGCGGUGAGAAGAAGGAUAAUGGUGAUCCUAUAGGGGAUACAGUAACUAUGGCAGCAUUUCAGCAGGAGAAUACAUCAAGCGUGGAGGUCCCAGGCCUCACUGACAGACAGUUAGAAAUACAAAGACUUAUGAACAAACAUUUAACUCGACCUUUAUCUUCCAUCUCUAAUAAUCUGCCUUCACCAAAGUCUCCCAAAUCACCUAAAUGUAAAAUCCCUAAGUCUCCCAGUGUCAUGUCAUCAGCUAGAGCAGAUUCAAAGAUGUCAUCAGCAAGGUCAGAGACAAAGGUUGGCUCACCGAGGUCACAGAAGGAGAGGGCGAUUGACGACAUGAUAGAGAAGCAUCUGAAGCGCCCUGCAUCUGUGUUCACACCUGAUGUUAUGACUGAAUCAAUGGGGGAUUCUUCACCCUCUCCACCCUCGUCUCCAGUACCUGUAAUCCUGGAGACAGAUUCCACUCCAUGUCCUUCCACAAAGUCCAGCAAGAGUCGAAUCCACAAAGCUACUUCACUCCCAAGUCCAAAGUCCACUCUAGUCUCUGAGCUGGUUUCUGCUGAAAGAUCUGGAGCAGGAGUUAGCUGUAACCAUGGGUGUGCCCAUGGACAUGGCCAUACAGGAACACCAGAACUUACAGCUAAAACUAACGCAAAGUCUUCAUUCUACACAAGGGCCAAGUCAGCUCCAGUCAAAAGGAGAACUCCCAACAAGGAACCCAAGAUACGCUACACAAAACCUGUCACCUUAAACACUGUCAACCAUAGUGAUUACCCUGAGACAGAGGAAGCUGAGGAAUGUACAGUGAUGCAGGCAAAACUGGCAGCUAAAGGAGUCAACGUCAGUGCGAAAACACUGGAGAGAGCCCUUUACCCACCAUCAGGACAGACUACUUACUAUGAAAUUAAGGCCACCCUGCCUAAGUCACAGUCCCUAGGGUUACUGAGUCAUCCUAAGGUAUGGCUUCCAGAGGAAUACAGGCAGCUCAAGUCAGCAGAGAAAGCUCUAGCUAAAGUGAACGAAAUCAUGUACAUGCAGAAGAAGGCAGAAGAGCGGAAAGCAAAAAUAGCUGAUGGAACUGCAGUUAAGAAAAAGAAAAAGAAAGGAAAGAAAAGACCGACUUCAUCACUGAAAAGGAGCAAAAGUUUCAGUUAGAUUUACAGAUAGUCUGAUGUUAACAUAGAUCUAUGUAUGUUGUGUAGUUUUACAAUGUUCACAACUGCUUCAAACUUAAAUACCAAUUACAACAAUUUAAUGAUUCCAGUCCCUACAAGCUAUUCCCUUCUAAAAGAAAUAUUCUUGUCAGAUUUUUCAUGACAAGUUUGCCCAAGGAAAUUUUUGGGAAUAUGGCAAUUCUGGUAUAUUUCAAAUAGUUGUAGAAAGAAUGUUGCAAAUGCAUAUAAAUCUAUACCAAGAUUUUUUUUUUCAUUACAAGCAGUGAAAAUUCAUUUGGAUAUUUUUCUUCAAACUGAUCUCCAGGAAACUAAUUUACCAGUAUAUCAUUAAGCGGAGAAAGUAGAGAAAAACUACAGCACAUUUUAGUAUUAAAGGGAUAUUCCGCACAAGGAUCUAAUUGGCUGGGAUAUUCCCAAGUAUUUCCCUUGUCCAAACUGACUGCAGUAAACAUAUUUUGAUGCUGACAGUUCUAAAGGUUAUUAUAGAAAGAGUUAUUUAACGGUACAGAUCAGCCAGAAAUUUGGUAGGGAAUAUCCCUUUAAAAUAUCAAAUAUUUAUAUUACAAUAAAAAUGUACCAAGCAACAUGACUUUACUGACCACUGACUUUAACAACAUCCUGUAAUGUCUGGCCAUAUCCACCAGAACAGCAACAUACCCCACUGUCAUUGCCGAUACUGUCUUGAUUGACAUAAUGUCAUAUCGGACACAUUGACUCAGCCCUUACAGUGUCGGUAAAGUCAAGUUUCACUGUACAUGUACAUUUGUAUUAUAUAUGUAGAAAUUUCAGUGAAAAACAAAAAGAAUCGAAUCUUAAGACCCAAGGCAUAUGAAUGUUUUCUAUUUAUGCCGUAAAUAAAAUGAUAAAACAUUCCUGGCUUAAAGUCACUUUACUUGACAUGUCUGAUUUUGAGGCUGUCUUAGUUAUAGUAAUGGAAGUAGAGUUCAAAGUUCAAAUCAUUCAGGGUUGUUUUUACAGUAAUAUGUAAAUAUUUCAUCUUAUUUGGAAAAAAUAUCCAUGUUUCUAUAAUAUAAUAUAGCCAAAACAAAUGUUUUACAGUAGCGAUAAUGUCAGUAACAAAAAUGUGUCUUAGUUUAAAUUGCGUACCUUAUUGAGGGUAUGGAUUACAUGUGUGUAAAUUACCUUAUUGGGGAUAUGGAUGAUUUGAAUGACCUUAUUGAGGGCAUGGAUUACAUGUAUUUAAAUAACCUUAUUGAGGGCAUGGAUUACAUGUAUUUAAAUAACCUUAUUGAGGGCAUGGAUUACAUGUGUUUAAAUAACCUUAUUGAGGGCAUGGAUUACAUGUGUUUAAAUUACCUUAUUGAGGAUUUGGAUUAAUUUAUUGAGGGUAUGGAUGAAUUGAAUUGAAAAUUGAAACCUCUGCUGAAAAGUGAUAAGAAGGUUGGUAAAUGUUGUUUUCAUUAAAAAAAAAGAAAAUAAAUAUGAAUCUUUAUAUAUUUUUUAUAAAAUAAAAACAUAUAUAGGUGUAAGAUUAACUGAAUCAAUAUAUUACUUAAAUUAAUGUUAAGGGCUUGAUACCUUUAAAAUUUACAAUAUAUUUUAUCAUUUGAAAAAAAAAAUGGUGAAGUAUAUCUAUUUUUCACACACUGUGUGUAGAAAACAACUACCCGAUAUAUGGUUUAUGAUUUUGUCAUGGAAGUGAAGAUUACUACCAGACAGAAGCUGCAAUGCUGUAAAACAAGCUUUAAAUAUAUUAUAAAACACAAAUCAUUCCUCCACCCAUUAUCAAAUAUGUCUGUCCCUAUUCUUAAUACUGCUGAGUGCUGAUUUAAUACCAGUAAACUUGUGAUUUAUUGAUAAACUGUUUUUAGAUAAUCUGUGAUUUACUCUCCUAUAGUCUGUGAUAUUUAUGGACGCUAAAACCAUUUUAUUUUUAUUUUAUAUACAUACUGUAAGUUAGAAACUGCCGUCCCAAGAUGUGUGUGAUUUUUGUGUAAAUGUGAUGUAAUAAUUAUGACAAUAUGUUAAGACAUUGGACUGAUAACAAUGGACUGUCUAGCUAAUGUAAAUAAACGCUAUGGUAGUGCUUUCAUUUAGAUGUGUUCCAUUGCGUGCCCAGUAUUAGACGUCUGUACUGACGUAGAUUUAGUGAGAGUCAAGUGUGCUGAUGAAGAAACUGUCACAGAACAAUGACAUGUAUUAGUUGUUAUGCUAUAUGUAGCAGUUGUUGACUGGAUUGUCAGAUACAGUUAUGCUAUAUGUAGCAGUUGUUGACUGGAUUGUCAGAUACAGUUAUGCUAUAUUUAGCAGUUGUUGACUGGAUUGUCAGAUACAGGCCUGUCCACACAGGUACUAGGGAGGAAUACACUGGGUACUAACUGGUAUAUUAUUGUCUCUUGUCAGUCUAGGGUUUGGUGCUUCCUUUGUAUUGUUUGUAGUUUUCUUUGUCAAUGGUAUGUUUUAUAUAAUCAGGGAGAAGUUUGUACUUAUUUUGUCAUAGAUUAUAUGUUUACAUAGUAUUUCAUAUUAUAUUGUGUAUGUGGUUUCCAUUUGUUAUAGCAUUUUAAAGGGGGAGUAGUUAAGGGGGAAAAGGGGAAAAUCCUUAAUCUACGUAAAUCAUGUCCGCUGUGAAUGAGAUUUGUUUGUAGAGAUAUAGGGUAGAGUAAUGCAGAUGUUUGUGAUUUGUUAUAAAAAGUCUCGUCUCAUAAUUGAAAGCUGUCUGGACCAUAAGACAAAUCAAUGGAAGUGUGUUUAGCCAGGUAUCAGUUAUUACUGCCACUAAGACACAGAGUCAUUUUGAGGUGUUAUUGGGGUUAACAUAAAUUACAUGUACUUGAAAAAUAAAAUAGGUUUGUAAAUUAACUACAUACCGGAUACCAAUUUCUUGGAAUUUCUAUGGGGAUAUUGUGAAUGAACAUUUAUAGACCUCUUCUUUACAAAUUGAUCAUUAAACUUUCAUUCAGACAAAUUGGGUGUUUAAAAUCACGAACAAUAGAAAUGCUUUACUAGUAAUUCAUUUUUAAAGAGAGGGUUCUAGUUCCUCUCUAAAAUAGGAAGGAAUUGGUGUGUAACUAAUGAUUAUUUUAAAGAAUAUGAGUUUUAUUAAGUAUCUUGAACAUUACAGCAAUUGACAAUAAGGUUAUUAAACAUGUCAGUGAUGUGAUAAUUGUGUUUCAUAUUUAAUUAAAUGAUUUUAUUUUGUAAAACAGUACCUGAGAAGGUGUUGUGUGCUGAGUUUGAUCAUUUGAUUUGUGUUACAGUAUCUCUUCCAGAGAUUUGUCAGUAUAUAUCAGUGAAUAUUGAAUGAUAUGUGAUGUCAGUGAUAAUCGUUUAUAGAUCUGAUCAGCAAUUUUUAUCUGUGGUCUAGCUGCUGCUUAGCAUUUUAAUGAAUCAAUUUUUUUAAUUAAGAAUAAAAGUGACAUAAAGCCUC